UAACACCAAUCUACGUACAUGGAAGACGUGAAUCUCAGUUUUGACUCCAAUUUCCAAUUCUAAUCCUAAUCCUAACAAUAAUACGAUCCUUAUUUCUCGAAUCCAUUCAAAGAAUAACGAAAAACAACAUAAACACAAACACAAGACACAAACAUCGUACAACAAUGUCAACGACAACAACAACGGAAUCGAAGAUGCACGACGCUGCACGGAACCGUUUAUCCACCCUCACAGCUCACUUGCUUCCUUCCUCCACCACCUCCUCCGCCGCACUCCUCCAUCCUCUCCACCUCUCCGCUUCCUCUGGGAUCUCUCCACCGUCCAAUGUCAAAGGAACGCUCACCGUUGUUGAUGAACGUACUGGGAAGAAGUAUAGUAUUGAAGUCUCUCCUGAUGGCACCGUCAAAGCCAAUGAUUUCAAGAAGAUAUCAACUGGGAAGAAUGACAAGGGACUCAAACUUUAUGACCCUGGAUAUUUAAACACUGCUCCUGUGCGAUCAACAAUUUCUUAUAUUGAUGGUGAUGAGGGAAUCCUUAGAUAUAGAGGAUACCCCAUUGAGGAGUUGGCCGAGAAAAGCACCUUUCCGGAAGUGUCAUAUCUCAUAUUGUAUGGAAAUUUGCCUUCUGCAAGUCAGUUACAAGAAUGGGAGUUUGCUAUAUCUCAACACUCAGCUUUACCACAGGGUGUUUUGGAUCUCAUACAAGCUAUGCCUCAAGAUGCACAUCCUAUGGGUGUACUUGUUAAUGCUCUGAGUGCUUUAUCUGUUUUUCAUCCCGAUGCAAAUCCUGCUCUCAGAGGACUUGAUAUCUACAACUCAAAGCAAGUGAGAGACAAGCAAAUAGUGCGGAUUAUCGGAAAGAUAACAACAAUUGCUGCUGCGAUUAAUCUUAGAUUGGGAGGAAGGCCACCUGUUCUUCCAUCCAACAAACUUUCUUACACAGAGAACUUCCUUUACAUGCUUGAUUCUCUUGGCAAUCGGUCAUAUAAACCUAAUCCUCGUCUAACUCGUGCACUGGACAUCAUCUUCAUCCUGCAUGCAGAACAUGAAAUGAAUUGCUCUACAUCUGCUGUACGCCACCUUGCAUCAAGUGGUGUUGAUGUAUACACUGCUAUUGCUGGCGGUGUUGGAGCUCUAUAUGGACCUCUUCAUGGUGGAGCUAACGAGGCUGUCCUCAAAAUGCUGAGUGAAAUUGGAAGUGUUGAUAACAUUCCAGAGUUCAUUGAAGGUGUUAAAGCCAGGAAACGAAAGCUCAGUGGUUUUGGACACCGUGUCUACAAAAACUACGAUCCUAGAGCAAAGGUCUUAAAAAAAUUGACCGAGGAAGUGUUUUCUAUUGUUGGCCGGGAUCCUUUGAUUGAGGUUGCUGUUGCCUUGGAGAAGAUUGCUCUGUCUGAUGAGUAUUUUGUCAAGAGGAAGCUAUAUCCAAAUGUUGACUUCUACUCUGGAUUAAUAUAUAGGGCUAUGGGAUUUCCACCCGAAUUUUUCACUAUUUUAUUUGCUAUCCCUCGUAUGGCUGGAUACUUGGCACAUUGGCGGGAGUCCUUGGAUGAUCCGGAUACAAAGAUUAUGAGACCUCAACAGGUAUAUGUUGGGGAAUGGCUGCGCCAUUAUGCUCCAACCAAAGAAAGAACUGUACCGAGUGGAAGUAACACCGACAAGCUUGGCCAGUUAUCUGUAUCGAAUGCUUCAAAGAGGCGGCUUGCUGGAUCUGGGAUAUAACCUUAUAGACUCAAGAUAUAAUGAAUAAUUAUGAACAAAGUUCAGAGAUAAAGAAGUGGCAAGGAGUUUUUAUGAAGUAGCAUGUCACUGCAUAAAUAAUGUAAGCUGGUGUCAUUACCUUCUAGCAGAAUGAUCAUAGUGGAGGAUUUGCAGUUCCAAGCUGGAGCCUUCAACUAUGCAAGUAGUACAUGUGCCAGAAGUUCUAUAGAAAAUUUUAGUCGUUUCGAACGUAACAUUUACGAAAUAAAAAACUAGUAUUUGUGAGUGUGUUUGUGUGAUAAAUUUGCUGAUUGCUGAUUCACACUUCAAAGAAUAAAAUUUUCUUACUGAUAAAGUUGUAGAUAUAUGUUUGCAAAUUUUCAUCCUAAAUCCUAAUGGCACAUUUUCAUGCAUAUGAAACAUGAAGUGACCACUGGACUUGAAUGUAAAAUUUAUGUUGGCUAUAGAGGGAUAUGAGCUGCUGAAAAAUAUAAAACACAAUUAUUUGAA
Medicago truncatula (barrel medic) is the source of this 2210-nucleotide messenger RNA. RefSeq names its product citrate synthase, glyoxysomal. NCBI's taxonomy places the organism in Eukaryota, Viridiplantae, Streptophyta, Magnoliopsida, Fabales, Fabaceae. The record is from RefSeq and is a predicted model, not a curated record. The transcript has 14 exons. Gene Ontology annotation, biological process: tricarboxylic acid cycle; carbohydrate metabolic process. Bases 165 to 1721 code for a protein of 518 amino acids. Gene Ontology annotation, cellular component: mitochondrial matrix.